AUGAGCAGCAAUACACAAGAAGAAAAAGGCUCUAAUGGUGGUGAUGAUAAAGGCAGUAGUGACUGUGACUAUGACAAACGAUUGGAUCAGGAACUGCAAGUGGUCCGAACCCUACGAAUGACCAUGGUAUCUUUGCUGCAAAAUCUGCAAGGGGCACGAGACGACCUGGUGCUAUUGGGAGACAAAAUGGAUCGGGUGCGACUGGCUAGUGAAAAGUGCCGCAAAGCCAUCAUGGCCAAGAGGAAGCAGGAAGCAAGUGCGGGAUUAUCUCAUGAAGAAACAGCACCGCCCCCAAAACGAUUGCGCAAAGAUGGAUAA
Messenger RNA from Seminavis robusta, 318 nucleotides. NCBI's taxonomy places the organism in Eukaryota, Bacillariophyta, Bacillariophyceae, Naviculales, Naviculaceae. The record is from the annotation of a GenBank genome assembly.